Messenger RNA from Kwoniella shivajii, 450 nucleotides. RefSeq lists its product as uncharacterized. NCBI's taxonomy places the organism in Eukaryota, Fungi, Basidiomycota, Tremellomycetes, Tremellales, Cryptococcaceae. Bases 1 to 450 code for a protein of 149 amino acids. The record is from RefSeq and is a predicted model, not a curated record. The transcript has 4 exons. Gene Ontology annotation, cellular component: membrane.
AUGACAACGAACUAUUCAUACUACUUGAUCCCCUUGGUCCAUCUUCAGACUCUGUGCACUUCCAUUCGGUUCGCGACUGUGAGAUUAGGGUUUCGAAACAAUGUCAACCCAAGAGAAAUUAUCGCUCAAAUGGAGAAAUCGGGUAAAGUGAAACCUCAUACUUUGGACAAGAUCAAGAGGAGACAGGCUGCACAUGAAAAUUGUUUUGAGAAUGAAGCUGUCUGGAUUGGAUCCAUCUUAGCGGGUAAUUUGGCCGGUCUUUCUCCAAAAUUCAUGAAUACAGUGUCGAUCAGUUAUUUCUUGUUGAGAUGCGCCUAUAUCUAUUUGUAUAUCUCGGUAUCGACUCAGAAGAAAUCAUAUUUGCGUUCAAUCGUUUGGUGGGCUAGUAACUUCUGCUUCUUGACUACUUUUGUCAAAGCGGGAAUCAAGAUGAAUUCGGGUACAUUGUAG